AUGAGUGAUUUGCUGAUCCAAUCCCCACCGAGCCCAAACAAGGGGGCCACCCCCUGUUUCCUUUGCUCCUCCCACCAAGUCACUGCUCUUUCCCUAAGGAACUCAGACCUUUUCGGCUUUACCAGCGCCGGAAUUCCGGGCUUUUCCACGUCCCUGCCCUUCAUUCCUAAACCGGAGACAAGGACCUGCCAGGAAGCAAAGGCGUGGACACGCUCCCCCACGAUGGACAGCUACUUCUGGAGGAUCUCUGCUGUGCUGCUCACCAUGGGUGCGGGCCUUUUACAAGAUGUUCACAAUACAACGGUGAUUCCUUCAUGUAUCCCAGGAGAAUCAAAUGAAAAUUGCACUGCUUUGGUUCAAAUAGAAAAUAAUCCUCGGGUUGCUCAAGUGGCAAUUACACAAUGCGGAGAGGACAUGCAAGGCCUCUGUUUACAUGGGCAAUGCAUCUACGUGGUGGAUAUGAGUCAACACUUCUGUAGGUGUGAAGUGGGCUACACGGGCAGCCGAUGCGAGCAUUUUUUGCUAACUGUUCAAAAACCCUUGAGCAAAGAAUACGUGGUACUGACUGUCAUCCUUGUUCUUCUGUUCCUGAUUGUCAUGGCUGGCUCUAUAUAUUAUUUCCUCAGGUGGUAUAAAAACAGAAAAAGCAAAGAAUCAAAGAAGGAAUAUGAAAGGGUGACUUCGAAUGAUGAAAGGAACUCAACAUUGCUACAAGUCUGAAAGAAGUAAAUGGCACAUGCCCUACUACCUGUCUGGUGACAACCUCUUAGUGUUAAUAGUUUUGUUUUAUUAAUAAUAUUUAUGUUCAAAACAAAAAAAGGUCAAACCAUAUAUUUUUUUCUUUUAAAAGAAGUCCAUGGAAAAGAUAUUAUUUUUAUUUUUUAUUUUAUUAUUUUUGUAUGAUGAAAUGUUUGCUAAUGUAUAAAGUGCACAUAGUAUUUUAUACAUAAAAUCAAUUUUUGUAAGAAAUUCAAACUCCUGGGCUAAUUGCUUUAUUGAAAGCAACAAAACUUGUAAGCUUGUACAGGAAUUUAAUCGAAGCCAGCUCUUGUAAUGCAUCCAGGAUACUCAAGCAAAUGUUGACAAAUAACAGCAUACAUUUCUUAGAUAAUAAUUUGUUGGAAAACAUCAUGAAAAUUGACAUCAAAGGAAUGACACUGGAAGGUGAAGAUACAAUUUGCCUUGGAGUCCUGUGACAAACAAAACAUUCAAAAAUGAAAAAAUAUGGACAAUGGCAAUGGUCUGGGCAAAAACUUGUUUUUUCUCCACUCUCCAGCAAGAACUGAAUGGUUAUUUACCACAAGUGGCUGUGUACAGUAUUCCAUUUUAGGGCUUAAUAACUGUAGAAAUUCAAAAUCAGUCCAAAAUGAUUUCCCAUCAGCAGUGAACUAGAGUUACCAUGGGAUAUUAAGUCAAUAAAUGUGUGUACAUACCUCUGGUUUUCUUGUCUACCAAGUGAAUGCUACCCGAUUGCUUUCUGCAGCAUGAUGAAAUUCUUCAAAGCUUGAUACUCCAAGAUGCUAAUGGAACUGGGAUGUCAUUGGCUUGCAAAUGUCCUCCAGAGAUGCAAACCUUACCCCAUACUGUGUGACUCUUGUCCUUUCUCCCCUAAGUCUGCCAUAAGGGCUCCACCCAAUGUGCUAGAGGCCAGAUGAGUAUUAUAAAUUAGUCCUUAAUGAUACAUAACAUUUUCCCUACUUAAAAACUUGAUGGCUACAUGGGUAACAACCAUUGGCCAGAUAAGGCAAACAUAGCCAAGCUAUCCCUUUUUCCCAGUGGUUUAUCUGCCCGAUCGACAUUGUUUGAAGCGAUUUCACAGUCUUAGAGUUUGUAAGUCAUAAGUUCUUAUGACACAUUCCUAUGAAGGCUGUUAGUCACAAAAGGCCACAUGUGAGGUAAUAGACAACAAUCUUCUUUUGUAUCUAAACUAAUAAUCUAUAGGACUCUCAAGUCAGUUCCUAGGAACAGCUUUUAGCAACUUGAUCCUUUUAACAAGCCUUGAAAUGUCAAAAAUUAUUAAAAUUGAAGGUAGGGCUAUUUGGGAUCUUGUGUCCAGUGAAUUCCCUUCUUUUCCCUUUAGAUUUUUCUUUGUCUUCUGUUCUGAGGUAUGGGACCAUAGCCAGGACCACAGUCAUUGUGGGACAACAGUCAUUGGCUCCAGGAGCUUCAGAAUUUUUAUCCUUUGGUGGCUAUAAAUUGUACCAUGGUAAAAAAAACAGACAGUUGUCCUUUGGACAUAGUGCCUAUUUCUUGUGGACUUAUGCAUCAUGACUUGGGUUUUGAAUAAGUUUCUGUUUUUUAAAAAUCUUAGAAAUUUACCCAAAAGAUAAAUUCAAUAAAGGUAGAGUAGUAAGACAUUCCAAGUGUCGUAACUGGAUCUGGUUGCACAAAUUCAAUCAAAUUGUCCUCCAAAUUCUUUAAACACUUAAUUCAUUGAACAGAUUUGAGCAUCACCUAUGCAAACAAUAAGCAUAAUUUUUUCUGUCAAGGUCAUCAUGCUUUCACCUAUAUUUAUGCCUUGGCUAUUUCUAAUCCAUUGUCUUACUGAAAUAAUUGUUCAAUAGCAAUCCAUUCAUUUCAUUUAUAGACAUGACCUAUAUUGAAUUCACUAUCCAGAAUGAAGUGAAAAAUCAACACUGAUUGAUUUUUGUUUUGGUUCUAACACCUCCCAGUCCUUCCCUACCCCACCUCCACCCCAGCUUUAAAAUCCAUCCCAACGACUAACCUCCAUAAGGAGUUGGAGCUUUCCUUGAGAAAGCACAUGAAAGAAAUAUGAACUGGAACUGGUAUUAGGACAGAAAGUAAAUCAACAUAGCUAAGGCUUUUAUUUUCAAAUAAAAGUCACUUGUCACUCAGUAGCCACACUGGGCAAUGCUGUUUCCAUGUUUCCCAUAUGGUUUCAAAGUAUCCCACAUUUAAAAUGUCCAUAAAAUACCUUCUUUGUGCCUUCAAUAGUUAUGCAGUUCACUAUGGAUGCCUUUCCUCACCUUUGCUUCCUGUAAUUAUUUUGUUUUAAAAAGCUGAGAGUCAGAGAUAAAACUUUAAAAGGGCCUAUGUCUGUCAAAGACAUGAGUAUAUGAAUGGUGACAAGUUUAAAAAGCUCGAUACUAAACCCAUAAUUUCCCAGAAAGUUGUAACAAUCUACUGUUCACUCCAACAUUAAGGUGGAAAAAUAAACAAUCCUAAAAUAACCAACACACCAAGGUCUGGAAUUGCAUUAAAAGGUCUUGCUGAAAACAUAUAACAUUUAAUUCUAAUUGCUAAUUUAAUAAAAUCUCUUCCUAUUUGCUUAAGUAGUUUCAUUCUUUGGAUGCAAGAUGAUGUUAAAGAGUGGCCUAAAGUCUCAUGUCAUCUCCCAGCAUGACACACUCACAGUGACCUUUUAUGGUCUUAAGGAUGAUAGUUAACUGAAUUUCAGCUAUUUGUUGCAUGAAACUAAAUCAUACUUUCUACAGUGGCUACAGUGCCAAUAUCUAUUUUCUCUUUAGUUCAAAGAAUGUUAUUCACUUUGGGAGGGGUAUCUAAAUUUGACCCACUUUUUCAUUAUUAUUUAAAGUCCAUUUUGCUAAUUAGUUUUAUAGUACCAAAACCUCAUUCUAAACAUUUACUGCUUUUUCCCAAUUUCAAUGAUAUUAGGGGAGAGGACAAGUCUUGGGCCAACCAUGUCUUUACAGAAUGUCUUAAUGUUUUCACCCAAAAAAAAAUCCAUGAGUAGUA
This is a messenger RNA of Vombatus ursinus (common wombat), 3717 nucleotides long. It is a transcript of the gene EREG, whose product is annotated as epiregulin. The coding region runs from base 1 to 720 and encodes 239 amino acids. Lineage: Eukaryota; Metazoa; Chordata; Mammalia; Diprotodontia; Vombatidae. Gene Ontology annotation, biological process: positive regulation of mitotic nuclear division; epidermal growth factor receptor signaling pathway; positive regulation of cell population proliferation. The transcript has 7 exons. The record is from RefSeq and is a predicted model, not a curated record.